Messenger RNA from Macrobrachium nipponense, 951 nucleotides. RefSeq lists its product as uncharacterized. NCBI's taxonomy places the organism in Eukaryota, Metazoa, Arthropoda, Malacostraca, Decapoda, Palaemonidae. The coding region runs from base 352 to 951 and encodes 199 amino acids. The transcript is spliced from 3 exons. The record is from RefSeq and is a predicted model, not a curated record.
AGGCUGAAGAAGCCAUAGCAAUUCCAGCACUCCGCCAUUACACCAGAAACAUCGAUUUAUUUCAGUUUUGUUCUCAUUUGGUCGUGUUCUGGGGAGGACCUUGCUUAAACAGGAUCACGUUUACACUGCGGAGUGAUAAAUGAGUUCAGUAGCCCAAUGACAGUUUAACAUGGGUAAUCGUGGUGUGUACCUCCUGAGAGAAAUCUAGUCUCAAUAGAUUCCUUGACAAUAAUUUCACGAUUCUACCCUGACGGAUUGUCUGUUCUGCGAGUGAAAUGGAACAGAGAGAGCAGAAGAUGGAGGAAAGGGUUCCUGCAAUGCAGUGGAAGGGUUUGACCAGCGACCUUAAAUAUGUGGAUUAAUUUAUCCAGGCAACAAAGCACCAAGAGAAGUUCCCCCCAAAUGCCAGCAGCCGCCCAUUCUUCCAUCCCUCCUCCAGGACCGCCCUCGCGGCCAGAGAGGAGAAAAUCUGGCGAAAAUAAGAAGAAUGAAAAAGAGAAACCGAACAACCAGUCGGUCUCUAAAGAAAAGACGAAGUCUCCUCUUUCAGCGCAUCAGUCACCGGAAUUUAUUGCUGGAAAUUAUGGGUCGCCUUCCGUGGGCGCAAGGAAUGCUUGGGGCUCUCCAACCCGCCAGUCAGACGAAACGGCAGCAGCAGCAGCAGCAGCAACUAAACCUGACAGGGGCUCUUGGAACCGAGAUGCCCGAACUCGAAAAUCUUUCAGGUUUUCCGGGCACAUUACAGAUUCUGGCGCCGAUAGAAACGUGCUGCCACUUUGGUUAGAGGAAACGAGCGGCGCCAGGCAAAGUGGACAGAAUUUCAACAGCAACAGAAGUGAAGUGGGUUCCAGCGAUGCUUCUUUCGAGUCGAGGUGGGAUUCUCUGAAUGGUGGGAACAAAAAAGCAAACGCAAGUGUUUCACUGUCCCUCCGCCUGGAUGGAGGACGUUGA